Molecule: messenger RNA, 1320 nt
Organism: Andrographis paniculata
Lineage: Eukaryota; Viridiplantae; Streptophyta; Magnoliopsida; Lamiales; Acanthaceae
Exons: 6
Coding region: 150-1118 (322 amino acids)
Biological process (GO): protein transport
Source: RefSeq, a predicted model, not a curated record
GUCCCAGGUUGCAACAUCGAUCGAUCGAAGAAGAGACGUUUUUUUUGAGAUUUUGACGCGGACAGCUGCUGAAUCGAAUUCAACUUCUCAAGUCCCCCGAUCUGUGCAAUUAACGAGUCUCAGGAAUUGAGUUGAAUUAGAGUUCCCGAAUGUCUAUGCUGAAUCAAUUAUUCAACAGAGGGCUUCUGGGAGCAAAGUGUAAAACAUGCUUAACUUUGGCAAUCUCACGCAUCAAAUUAUUGCAAAAUAAGCGAGAUGUGAAUCUGAAACUUAUGAGAAAAGAGAUUGCUGAAUUUCUGCUGGCUGGCCAAGAAGCUAUUGCGAGAAUCCGAGUGGAGCAUGUGAUAAGAGAACAGAAUACAUGGGAGGCAUAUGAGAUACUGGAGUUGUUCUGUGAAUUUGUUCUUGCCCGUGUGCCUGUUCUAGAAAGUCAGAGAGAAUGCCCUACUGAGUUGCGGGAGUCAGUGGCAAGCAUUAUCUUUGCGGCUCCCAGAUGUUCGGAUUUGCCAGAUCUAUUGAAUGUCCGGAAUUUAUUUGCCGCUAAAUAUGGAAAAGAAUUUAUAUCUGCUGCAUCAGAGCUUCGCCCUGAUACCAGUGUCAACCGUACAAUGAUUGAAAAGCUUUCAGUCACCGCCCCUCCUGCUGAUCAAAAGCUCAAAGUUCUGCUAGAGAUCGCAGCAGAACAUAAUAUCAAUUGGAACUCUACCAAAACUGAAGCAGAAUUCAGGAAAAAACCUGAGGAUCUUCUGAAUGGACCAAAACCAAUAGCUGCUCAACCAGGAAGACAUUCAAGGACUGAAGCUGGGGAACAUUUGGAUACAAAGGAUAAAUCAGCAGCAGCUCCUUUCAAUGGGAAGCAAGGAGAUGGCUAUGCACAUGCGCAGCCCCGCGCUUCCCCAAGCAACUCUGCUUCUGUUGCCUUCAGGUCUAGGACAAUCAUAGAAUCUUCAACCAGAGAGCACAAGGUAGAACCGACCCCGGGAGUUGAUAAUAAUAGCUCAAGUGUAGAAUUGCCAGAUGCAUUGCAAAGGGCAUGUGCAGCCAUUGCAGCAGCCGAGCGUGCUUGUGCCGAAGCCUGGGCUGCUGCAGAAUUGGUAAAUGCCGGCCAAACACGAUGAUGUAAACAACACCCUACUGGCCAACACCCUACUGGCCAAAGAAGCUGAUGCUCUUUGAUCUUAUCUUUGUGUGUGUUUUAAAUGUGCGGUUUUGGAGGGCAGAAAUUCAAUUGCGGGUGUAGUGUGAUUGACCACAGUUUGUAACAGCUGUUCUUCAUUACAUUAUCGUAAAAAUCAUCAAAUGUCAAACCUAAUUAAGUAA